AUGGAGACUCUCCGACAAGAGAACGUUGCCUUUAGAAGAAAUGUCGAAGAAACUGAGGCAGACCAACAGAGCCAUCAUUCUGGGGACCACCCCCAGCCUAAUGCAGCCACCACUGAUGAAGAACGACGCAAAAUCAAUCAGCAAAUCCGGAUAGAAGUAGCAAAGCAGAUGUGCCAACCAACCACAGUGGAUCAGCUGCUUACCAAUGUUAAGCUGUCAUACAGCAAGGGGAUUUUGGCAGUACCAAUACCUCCAAAGUUCAAAGUUCCUCAGAUUGAAGCGUACGAUAGGUCAAAGGACCCAUUGGAACACUUGGAAACCUUCAAGGUCCACAUGACUCUCCACGGAUUCCCCAGUGAGAUAGCAUGUAGGGCGUUCCCCCUCACUUUGAAGGGAGCAGCACGAGUAUGGUUUGUUUCCCUACGACCUGGAACUGUGGAUAGUGUCAAUGAACUAGCACAUCGGUUCUUAAUGCAGUUCAUGGCUAGUCGAACGAGGCGAAGGCCAGCUGCCUAUCUGUUGAUUGUUAAACAGAGGGAUGACGAGAGCCUUAAGUCAUACCUCUCCCACUUUAACAAAGAACGGAUGGUGAUAGACGACCAAGACGAGAAGAUCACUUUGGCGGCAUUAUUAGGAGGGAUUUGGCCUCAUAACUCCUUCAUGACAGAAAUUGCCCGAAAGACACCGUCAACCUUGAGGGAGUUUAUGGACCGAGCAGACGGUUACAUAAACGGAGAGGAUACGCUCCAAGCAUUAAUGACACCCAGGAAGCGUGACUUGGAGAGGGCGGACAAGAAAACGGUAGAGCGGCACCAAAGAUCAAACCAAGGAGUCUGCCAGAAAGGGACUUACUAA
Molecule: messenger RNA, 855 nt
Organism: Juglans regia (Persian walnut)
Lineage: Eukaryota; Viridiplantae; Streptophyta; Magnoliopsida; Fagales; Juglandaceae
Exons: 1
Coding region: 1-855 (284 amino acids)
Source: RefSeq, a predicted model, not a curated record